AUGAUCGAAAAGGGAACUCCUGUAGGAGAAACCUACUGUAGAUCGGUUAUUUGGUGGGACGACGACGGAAUCUAUAACGAAGAGGGCUGUGGAGAACGUCCUUUUGGUCCACGUUUGCGCGUAGAUGGUGGAGAAAUUGCAGAGGAAAAUGAGAUACCAUGGGCUGCUCUGCUCAAGAGGAAAGAACGAGAAGGCUACUGCAGCGGCACACUGAUCACGAAACGACAUGUGUUAACAGCGGCGCACUGUUUCAAAGAAUAG
Molecule: messenger RNA, 261 nt
Organism: Cooperia oncophora
Lineage: Eukaryota; Metazoa; Nematoda; Chromadorea; Rhabditida; Trichostrongylidae
Source: the annotation of a GenBank genome assembly